UCAGACGGCCAUAGACCGUCUGAGGUUUGAGGAAAAAUGAGAACAGGGAAGAACAUGUUGCUAAAAAGCUACAUUACUGAUUAACUAUAUAAAAAAUUACCAAACCUAUGCCAUCUGCAAGGGUUAAACCACAAAAUAAAGAGAUAGCAAAGAUGUUUAUUGAGAAGAAUCCAGCGUCUUGGAAUCUUUUAAUGCUGAUGAAGUGAGGACUAAAAGAGCAUCGUCACGUGAUGUUUUGCUAAAAUGUUGAAGUGCUUCUUGAGUGCAAAUAUAAUAUCGAUAUGAAGAGAAAACUUCACGUGUUAUGUGUGAAAAUGGUGCACACUUUUUAUGAAGAGUUUGACGAUCUGAUUUUUAUAACAGAGUAAUUUUGCAAAAGACCAAUGACAAGAGUUUUAAAGAUAACCAUCAUUUCAAAACAACUGAUUGUGUUCAGUGAAAGUAUCGGAGGAUAUAUCUAAAUGGUACUCAAAAAGUGCUCUCCACAAUGUUCUUCAAAACUUUCUUCUUGUUUAUUUCCAUUAGAAAAGUGGUAUCUGAUUGUGGCGACACUGCUGCUGAUAUUGUUUUCAUUCUGGACUCCAGUGGGAGUGUUGGGUUAGGCAAUUUCGAAAAGACUAAGGAAUUUUUCAAGGCAAUGGUAGAUGGAUUUCAAAUUGGAUCUAAAGCUGUGAGAAUAGGCGCUGUGCCCUUCAGUACGUCUGUUCACAACUCAUUUCAUCUUACAUCAUUCUAUUCUAAACCUACUUUAAAAUCUCGUAUCUCUAGCAUCCCCUAUGACAGUGGUUCUACAAAUACUGCCAUUGCCAUCCGGUAUGCGAGAACGACGAGCUUUGGGGCAUAUGGCAGGAACAAUGUUCCCAAACUAGCAGUUAUCAUAACCGACGGACAAUCUGACGACAAAUCUAGCACUUUGUCAGAAGCACAACUAUUACGUAACAAUGGCGUCAUCAUCUUCUCUGUCGGUGUCGGUGAUGGUGUUGAUGAGUCUGAACUUCAGGGAAUGGCUACAAAAGCGAGUUAUGUGUUUGAUGUGUCUACGUUUAGUGCUUUGAACUCAAUUCGAGAUAAACUCGCAAGAACAACUUGUGACGUCAUUUCCUGUGGUCACCCCGGUAUUCCUGUCAAUGGUCAGCUUCAUGGGAGUGACUUUUCCCAGGGUAAAUCUGUGACCUACAGCUGUAAGACGGGGUAUAAACUCGUUGGCUAUCAACAGAGGACGUGUCAAAGGGAUAAAAGUUGGUCCGGAGGACUGCCAGCGUGCAUCUUUGUGAACACGUGCAAUAGUGAUCCCUGUCAAAAUGGCGGAAGUUGUAUUGACGGCGAGAAUAGAUACACCUGUAAUUGUAUUCAAGGUUAUACAGGGGUUCACUGUGAAAAAGAUAUCCAGCCACCGGUCAUCAGGUUUUGCCCGUCUAAUAUUCGACAACUUUCUUCAUCACGAUUCGUCAACGUUACGUGGCGGCCACCUGACUUCUACGACCCAUUUGGUCACGAUGUCGAAGUUACCACUAACUACCCGUAUCACGGGUCUAUCUUUCGCUGGGGAUACUAUACUGCUCGAUAUACAGCUCUGAAACCAUUCAACGGCCUCAGGGCCAACUGCACCUUCAACAUUUUUGUUGGGCCUCUAUCCUGUCCGAAGCUGGAAGUUCCGCUGAACGGUGCUCUGGUCUGUAAUGGAUGGAUUAUAGAAUUCGCUCGUCUGUGUGUCGUAUUCUGUCAACAGGGAACACGACUAAGUCAUGGACAUGACAUACGGUCAAAAUAUUUCUGUGGUGGAAGUGGAAAUUGGCUUCCCAAUAGAAAACUCCCGUCCUGCGAGAGAUCAACGAUGGAACCAUCUAGAGAUGAUGAUUUAUAUUAUUUCAAGACUUGUGACAGAAAACACGAAAAUCAGAUGAAGAAUGAGUAUAUCAAGAUUCUCCAGAAGUCUAUGUUUAGGAGUCUUUGCUUUAAGUUUAAGGACCUCUGCAUACCAGAAAAUGUUGAUGUUCAAUGCGGAUGAAGAGAUUAUGCGAAGCUGGACAUUUUCGCAGAAAACACAUCCUCGAAUACUUGACUCAUUUGUAAGAUCCGUUAGUAUCAUUGCCUUUCUUUCCGUUAAGGUCUUAUUUCUUAAGAUAUGAAACUUGAGAUUUUUUUUUAAAUUUAAGCUUUCAGUUAUCCAUUGAAAUUUUCAUUGGCAAAAAUGAUAUUAUUUCUGAAUUUAGUCACAGAAUCAAGAAACCUGGAAAAAAUUGUGAUAUGGGUUCCAUAACAUAUCUUUAGAACAUUCAAACAUUUUUUUUCAAACAAGAAAAAAUUAGAAUUAAAUUUGCAUUUCUUCUACUGAAUGUUAUAGCUUGCAUGAGGCAUUAGUUUUGAAUUUGUAUUUGCCCAUAAUUGUAUAUAACAACAAAUACAUGAUAAAGAAGUUUUUAAGUCCAAAAUGAACCGAAGA
This is a messenger RNA of Saccostrea cuccullata (small rock oyster), 2443 nucleotides long. RefSeq names its product matrilin-2-like. The coding region runs from base 488 to 2008 and encodes 506 amino acids. Gene Ontology annotation, molecular function: calcium ion binding. The transcript is spliced from 9 exons. The record is from RefSeq and is a predicted model, not a curated record. NCBI's taxonomy places the organism in Eukaryota, Metazoa, Mollusca, Bivalvia, Ostreida, Ostreidae.